AUUGUAUGCGCCGCAUUUCCGGUGAUUUAUGCGCACAGUGAGAAUUGGACUUUAAAUCCUAUUCCUUUUUCCGGUUCUUGCGGAACGUACGUUAUAUUUACGCAAAAUGGCUAAACGUACAAAGAAGGUUGGAAUCACAGGGAAAUAUGGUACCAGAUAUGGUGCCUCCCUCAGAAAGAUGGUUAAGAAGAUGGAAAUUACCCAGCACAGUAAAUAUACCUGUACAUUCUGUGGCAAGGAUGCAAUGAAGAGAAGUGUUGUAGGAAUUUGGUCAUGCAAACGAUGCAAAAGAACAGUUGCAGGAGGUGCAUGGGUUUACUCAACAACAGCUGCUGCUUCAGUUAGGUCUGCAGUUAGGAGGUUACGUGAAGUAAAAGAACAAUAAGUAAAUACAGUAAAUAUCUUACCAUAAAA
Osmia bicornis bicornis is the source of this 414-nucleotide messenger RNA. It is a transcript of the gene RpL37A, whose product is annotated as 60S ribosomal protein L37a. Bases 107 to 385 code for a protein of 92 amino acids. Gene Ontology annotation, biological process: translation. The record is from RefSeq and is a predicted model, not a curated record. Gene Ontology annotation, molecular function: structural constituent of ribosome. The transcript has 3 exons. Gene Ontology annotation, cellular component: ribosome. Lineage: Eukaryota; Metazoa; Arthropoda; Insecta; Hymenoptera; Megachilidae.